Podarcis raffonei (Aeolian wall lizard) is the source of this 718-nucleotide messenger RNA. RefSeq names its product C-type lectin BpLec-like. Gene Ontology annotation, molecular function: signaling receptor activity. The coding region runs from base 1 to 558 and encodes 185 amino acids. NCBI's taxonomy places the organism in Eukaryota, Metazoa, Chordata, Lepidosauria, Squamata, Lacertidae. The transcript is spliced from 5 exons. The record is from RefSeq and is a predicted model, not a curated record.
AUGGGGGUUGUCACCUACCUUUGCCUUUUUGGUUUCCUGGUCUCCUAUUCUUUCCCAGGAGGUGAAGUAGGAUUCCACAUUGAAAAUUGCAUUCUAACAGCUUUUGCCCUCCCCAUCUUUUUCUUCCUUUACUCCUCUCUCCAUACAGCAAAGGCCAGAUCCUGUCCCAGGAAUUGGCUGAAAUCCCAGGGCAGCUGCUAUGCAUAUUUUGACUCUAAGAAAACUUGGUCUGAAGCUGAGAAUGAGUGCCUGAGCUAUGGCUGUGGAACCCAUCUUGCCUCCAUCCUCAAUGAGAAAGAGUCAGAUGUGGUGGCCAAUUACAUCUCUGCAAACCAGAAAAACGCAAGCCAGGUCUGGAUUGGGCUGCAUGAUCCCACUGAGAAAGGACAUUGGAGGUGGUUGGAUGACGAGAUCUACAAUUACAAACGCUGGGAUUCUCAUCGCCCAGACAACUACAACAAUGAAGAAUAUUGUGUGCAUCUGCUAAUGGACACAGGUUUUAAGAAGUGGAAUGAUGUAAAAUGCAACAACAAGUACGCCUUCAUCUGCAAGCAAUAACUCUAAAGGAUACUUCCCUUCUCCACUGUGUUGGCUGGGAAGCUGUCUUGAUAUUAUAUGUAUUUCUGCUCUCUCUCAUCACUUUCAAAAUAGCCAUUGCUAUAGAGAUGCCUUUUCAAUUUCCCCCUUCCCUUUGAAAUUUUCUUGGACCUGCAGCAGA